Molecule: messenger RNA, 957 nt
Organism: Bufo bufo (common toad)
Lineage: Eukaryota; Metazoa; Chordata; Amphibia; Anura; Bufonidae
Product: olfactory receptor 5G3-like
Exons: 1
Coding region: 1-957 (318 amino acids)
Biological process (GO): G protein-coupled receptor signaling pathway
Cellular component (GO): membrane
Molecular function (GO): G protein-coupled receptor activity; olfactory receptor activity
Source: RefSeq, a predicted model, not a curated record
AUGGAAUUGUCCAACCAAUCCUCUUCGAGCAGAUUCAUUCUCCUCAGUUUGUCCUCGGUUCCAUACUUGAAGGUCAUUGCUUUUCUUACCUUCUUGGUGAUGUAUUUGAUAACAUUGCUAGCAAACCUCUUACUGAUAAUUGUGGUAAAGAUUAAUCCAAAGCUCCAGACUCCUAUGUAUUUUUUUCUUACUAAUCUCUCCUUCAUUGACAUCUGCUUCUCUACCACUGUAGUCCCUAAAAUCCUAGAGAACUCAUUGGCAGAAGACAGGAGCAUUUCUGUUGUAGAAUGUGCUGUUCAGAUGCACUUUCAUUUGAGUUUUGGGUCUACAGAGUGUUUCAUUCUUGCCAUCAUGGCUUAUGAUAGAUUUGCCGCCAUCUGCAAACCACUUCACUACAACACUAUCAUGAGCCGGAAGACGUGCAUCAAUCUGGCUGCUGUGUCAUGGAUCUCAAGCUUCAUCAACUCCAUUUUACAAGUCAUCUACACCUUCCAGAUGUCCUUCUGCCAUACCCGCCAUGUCAACCACUUCUUUUGUGAGGUACCCCCAUUUUUACAGAUAUCCUGCAGUGAUACUUGGCUCCAUGAGGUCUCAAUGUAUAUUACAGCAGGCAUAAUAGUUAGUCUAUCCUUUAUCUUGAUUCUGAUUUCAUAUAUUCAUAUUCUGUCCACCAUCUUGAAGAUCAGUUCUUCUCAUGGAAGGUACAAAGCUCUCUCUACAUGUGCCUCCCACAUCAUUGUGGUGACUUUUUACUAUGGGACCAUUAUGAUUCUGUAUUUAAAACCACGUUCCCGUUCGUCUCCAGACAUAGACAAAUCUAUCUCCCUCCUUUACUCAGCAGUUACACCCAUGCUAAACCCCAUCAUCUACAGUGUCCGAAAUAAAGAUGUCAAAGACACUGUAAGAAAGACUGUAGUUAAAGAGGUUUUACAAUCACACCUAUUUUUCCAAAAUUAA